This is a messenger RNA of Gavia stellata (red-throated loon), 1515 nucleotides long. It is a transcript of the gene LDHD, whose product is annotated as lactate dehydrogenase D. Gene Ontology annotation, biological process: lactate catabolic process. The coding region runs from base 1 to 1515 and encodes 504 amino acids. The transcript has 10 exons. Gene Ontology annotation, molecular function: FAD binding; D-lactate dehydrogenase (NAD+) activity; D-lactate dehydrogenase (cytochrome) activity. NCBI's taxonomy places the organism in Eukaryota, Metazoa, Chordata, Aves, Gaviiformes, Gaviidae. Gene Ontology annotation, cellular component: mitochondrion. The record is from RefSeq and is a predicted model, not a curated record.
AUGGCUCUGCGGCGGGUGCUGGGGCUGGGGAGGGCCCUGGGGUGCCGGAGCUGCUGCUCCAAGCACCCACUGCCCCCGGACUUCGUGGAGGCCCUGAGGGCCGUGGUCGGGGGCCCCAACGUCUCCACGGCCACGGCGGUGCGCGAGCAGCACGGUCACGACGAGUCCAUGCACACCUGCGCCCCCCCGGACGCCGUGGUGUGGCCCCAGGCGGUGGGGCAGGUGCAGGAGCUGGCGGCGCUCUGCUACCGCCACCGCAUGCCCAUGGUGCCCUUCGGCACCGGCACCGGCCUCGAGGGCGGCGUCAAUGCUGUGCAGGGCGGCGUCUGCUUCGACCUGAGCCGCAUGGAUGCCAUCACGGAGCUGAGCCUCGAGGACUUCUCAGUGGUGGUGGAGCCCGGCGUCACCCGCAAGGCUCUCAACAGUCACCUGCGUGGCACCGGGCUCUGGUUCCCCGUCGACCCCGGGGCAGACGCCUCGCUGUGCGGCAUGGCGGCCACGGGCGCCUCGGGCACCAACGCGGUGCGCUACGGCACCAUGCGGCCCAACGUGCUCAACCUGCGCGUGGUGCUGCCGGACGGGCGCCUGCUCCACACCGCCGGCCCCGGGCGCCAGGCCAGGUGGGCACCGGGGGGCCGAGCCGGGCUGGGCGGCGGCUGUGCAGGCGCCCGCUCACCGGCCCCACGCAGGAAGCGGGCGGCCGGCUACGACCUGACCUCGCUCUUCGUGGGCUCCGAGGGCACCCUGGGCUUCCUGACGCAGGCCACGCUGCGCCUGCAUCCCCUGCCUGAGGCCACCGCUGCCACCACCGCCGCCUUCCCCAGCGUGCGGGCGGCCGUGGCCUGCACCGUCCAGGUGCUGCAGGCUGCCGUGCCCGUGGCCCGCAUUGAGUUCCUGGACGAGGUGAUGGCGGGUGCCUGCAGCCGCUUCAGCGGGCUGGAGCUGCCGGCGGCGGCCACGCUCCUCCUGGAGCUCCACGGCUCCCGGCACAGCCUGGCCGAGCAGCAGCGGCAGACGGAGGAGAUCGUGCUGCUGAACGGCGGCUCCGGCCUGGCCUGGGCGGAGGAGCCGGAGGAGCGCGGGCGGCUCUGGGCCAUGCGCCACAACGCCUGGUACGCCGCCCUGGCCCUGCGGCCCGGCUGUCAGGGCUACUCCACGGACGUCUGCGUGCCCAUCUCCCGCCUGCCCAACGUGGUGGUGGAGACCAAGCGGGACCUGCAGGACUCCGGCCUCACCGGCCCCAUGGUGGGACACGUGGGCGACGGCAACUUCCACUGCCUCCUCAUCUUCGACCCCCAGGACCCGGCUGAGGCGCAGCGCGUCCACGCCUUCACCCAGCGCCUGGGCAGGCGGGCGCUGGCGGCGGGCGGCACCUGCACCGGGGAGCACGGCGUGGGGCUGGGCAAGCGGGCGCUGCUGCUGGAGGAGCUGGGCCAGGAGGGGCUGGACACCCUGCGCCGCAUCAAGGCCGCGCUGGACCCCCACAACCUCAUGAACCCCGGCAAGGUGCUCUGA